Molecule: messenger RNA, 2547 nt
Organism: Trichosporon asahii var. asahii CBS 2479
Lineage: Eukaryota; Fungi; Basidiomycota; Tremellomycetes; Trichosporonales; Trichosporonaceae
Product: transposable element- crypton-Cn1
Exons: 4
Coding region: 1-2547 (848 amino acids)
Biological process (GO): positive regulation of ribosomal protein gene transcription by RNA polymerase II
Molecular function (GO): RNA polymerase II cis-regulatory region sequence-specific DNA binding; DNA-binding transcription factor activity, RNA polymerase II-specific
Source: RefSeq, a predicted model, not a curated record
AUGGAUUCCGGCACACCCCUCACGGCCUACGACAAUGGCAUCGUUGUUCACGAGGCCAGAAGCACUGCGAGCACCACCCAGCCGACGUCCUCCGUGAGUACCACCGACACGGGCAAGAACGUCGACAGCGGCGCGAGGCCGUCCGGAACCGUCGGUCGAAUUCUCCGCCUCGCCGCCGUCGUGAGACCGUCCAGCCAGGUAACCUCGCACAUGUCACUGAUUGGUAGCAACCUUAUUCAACUUGAUGAAGUCGACAUGGACGAUCACGAGCUUAUGAGGCGCAUGGCCGCGGAGGUCGCCGACACCUCUGACGACAUAGCGGCGCAAAACGAUGCCCUGCGUCGAGCCGAGUUGCCUCCGAUCACAGAGGUGACUGAUGAAAUGAUGUUCGAUUUCCAGGACUCCAAGCAGAAGAAGGAGACUUUCAAGAAGAAGCUGAACCAGGUUGCCGAGGCAACUGUGGCUGCUGCUGCUGCCAAGGAUCAGGCAGCCGCGACCUCAGCAAAAGAUGCCAUUGUGCUCCGCGAGAAGGAGGUCCGCGCUCGUAUCUGGAACUCUGUCCUCCGCUACAAGGGCGUCGACACUUGGAUCUGUGCCAUCGUGGACUUGUGGUCGAUCCAAUCGAACAAGGGAAUCAACAGGAAUGCCCAUCCCCGUAUGGGGCCUGUCAAAGCGCUUACAUUUGCUAUCACUCGUCUGCAGCGAGCGCGUGAUAUUUACUACAGCGUUGAUCCUGGCCGUGGUGGUAUCAUGGAUGGCUUCACCACGCACCAGCAGUUGCGCGACUUCUUCGACUACUUCAUGUACGAGAGCAACUCCCCUGAAGGCAUCCGCGACGCGUUUCUCUGUUCCACUGCAAUUGCAGGAAUGAUGCGCUGCGACGAAUAUGCGAAGACCCGUCUGAUGGAUUGGGGCAUGUACGAGAUGGAGAAUGACACGUCGGCGACGCCUUUCCGUGUCUUCUACGCUACCCUCAACCACGGCAAGAACAAUCAGUUCGGAAAGACAGAAUACGCAAGCAUGCUCCGCCACCGUGACGUCAGCAUGUGCCCUGUGGCCUUCUUGGCUCUGCACCUCUACGUCCGAUUCCAUCACAUGGGCGAGACCUUUGAGCACAGUGACGACAACUUCCCGAGCAUGGCAAAGAGGGAGCAUUGGUAUAAGGAGUACAUGGCUCCGUCGCCCCGCAACUCACAGGAGCCGCUUCCUUACCAGACCCACCUCGACGCCUUUGGCAAAGCAUUGGCAUAUGCGAAGGUUGCAACUGCGCAAAAGACCCACCUCAUGCGCAAGACUGGAGCCCGUCGCGCCGAAGCUGCGGGGUGCACCGAGGCGCAGAUCUGCAAGCAUGGGCGCUGGAAGAACGGCACCCAGGUCAUGGAGAACGUCUAUCUCACACAUAUGUCCCGCCCCGUGCUGCACGCGAUGGCAGGUUUCAAUCCUGAACUGCACACCGACUACUACCUUCCCCGUGCUGUUCCUGUUCCCGACAACCUUCAACGCAAGGUGUUCCCCCAGAUUGAGAGUCGUCUCCGUCUGUACGAGGAUGUUUCGCACGCGCGUGAGGAUCUCCAGGGUAAAAACUUCCUGGCCAUGAUGAAGGAGCUCCGUUCCGUCUUCCUGCAAGACGCCCCUCACCUUCGCAAGACGUAUCCCGAGCUGUUCAUCUGGCAGGAGCCCUUCUUCCACAGUGCUGAAUACCUCCAAUGGGAGAAGCAUGCCCUGGAGGCUACACAGUCUGGCUCGACCUAUCACAUCAACAGUACGCUGGAGGAACUACAGCCGGCGAUCGCUGAUGCUAUCAGAUCCCAACGGUCUGAGCAGCGCGCUCAACUGGAUCGUCUCCUCUCUGGGCAGUCUGUUUUGUCUGUCAGCUUAGACAGCGUUAUCAAGCAAGCGGGAGAGCUCAACUACAAGCAAGACGGCCAUGGCACAGUCCUUCACAAUCUGCAGCAUCAAAUCGUCAAUUACCAAGUCGCCCUGCAGAAGCUUGCAUUGGGUUUCUCAAAGUCGUGCAAUGAAAUCUUCAACAACCCCUCUGAUACCGCCUCCGAACCACCACCUUUACCUCUGCCCACGCCCCCUCCGCCUGCCCCGCUUCCUCUCUCCGCGAUACCCGUACAGCAACUCCCAACAACGACAUCCAUUGAUCUCCGGGCACCCGUUCUUGCAACGCCGACUACGACUACGCCUACCGCCGCUGCCCCUCAACCCAAAGCUGAUAUACUUGCUCGUGGCCUGAAGAACGUUCGCGUAGUUUGGCAAGAAUACACUGUUGGUCUACAUGGACGCCCCCCCAUAUCUACGAUCUACGACAACGGAGUCAAGCCCAAGUUCCCCUCACAGAAUGAAGCGCGCUUCUGGAAUGAUCGUAAGGUCAUAAUUGAAGCUGUGCAGAUGAUUCACAAGGACUACCAUCGGUCCAUUGAGGACAGUGUUGCCGUAUUGGAGAGGAUAAGGCAAAAGCAGAACAGCAUGUCACUCAAGCAACUCGCCCGCUUUCUGCGGAACAAAGAGAAUCUCAAAUCGGCAAUCGCCUGUGUGUAG